AUGUGCAUGAUGUUGGGAAAAUCUUCCAGUUGUAGAGCUUUUGACCAUCAGAACGCAAAAAAGAGCAAAAGAGCAAAAGAGCAAAAGAGCAAAAGAGCAAAAGAGCAAAAGAGCAAAAGAGCAAAAGAGCAAAAGAGCAAAAGAGCAAAAGAGCAAAAGAGCAAAAGAGCAAAAAAGCAAAAGAGCAAAAGAGCAAUAAUGCAAAAGAGCAAAAGUGCAAAAGUGCAAAAGUGCAAAAGUGCAAAAGUGCAAAAGUGCAAAAGUGCAAAAGUGCAAAAGUGCAAAAGUGCAAAAGUGCAAAAGUGCAAAAGCAGCAAAAGAAAACACAAAGAAGAAGUAGGAUCCUACUGA
Uranotaenia lowii is the source of this 351-nucleotide messenger RNA. RefSeq lists its product as uncharacterized. The transcript has 4 exons. NCBI's taxonomy places the organism in Eukaryota, Metazoa, Arthropoda, Insecta, Diptera, Culicidae. The coding region runs from base 1 to 351 and encodes 116 amino acids. The record is from RefSeq and is a predicted model, not a curated record.